GUGUUAUAAGCAAUAUUUGGGCUGAAAAGCAUGCAUGCUAUAAACUGCAGGAAUGUUUUGCAUAUGGUCACUGUAAGGCACAGACACAAUGACGAUGACAGAUGUAAAAUCAACAACUGGUAAAUUUAUUGUGAGAAUGGCAGAAACUGGCACAAUAGCAGGUCGGACAAAGACGAUCGUCAGGGCGAUGACUUGGAAAACUUCAACUGACCAGAUAACGAAUGGAAUCCUUGGAUAAUUAAAUGUGCGCACAAUGGCCAGUCAGAAUGCCAGUGGCGAUGAGCAGAUACUACUUAUCCAAGUUGACCCCGUCCGGAGAAAAGUUUCACUGGCGCUGACCCAGAUCUUUGUGUUGCCCUUCAUCUACCUCAUCUUCCUCAUGCUCAUAAUAUUCUCCAAGAAAGAGACUUUCAGAACAGAGACACGCUAUAUCUUGUUUGGUCACUCUCUCCUGGUGGACCUAAUAUUUCUUUGUCUGACAGAUUUUGUUGUGCUCUUAUCGUACAACUUAGUUUUAAUACCGCUGCAUUUCUGUAUCCCCAUCUGCAUUUUAACGGAAGCAAUUGCAGUAAGUGCACCAUUAACCAUCGGUGCCAUGUGCGUGGAGCGCUAUGUGGCCAUUUGCAUGCCACUCCGACAUCAUGCGAUCUCCACCUCUGGAAGAGCCAUCAUGGUGAUUUUAAUGAUUUGGAUCCUGAGCUCCAUAACCCCCUUUGUUGAUAUGUUCAUUCUUGUCAGCACGGCCUCUCGUGAAUACUUGUCUCAACUCACACACUGUCACUAUGAGAUUAUGAUUCCGGAAAAGAUCCAUCACUUUGCUAGGGGUUUGUUGUACAUUGCGGGGCUUGUGGUUAUUUUAAUCAUUGAAGUCUUUUGUUAUAUAAUGAUAUACCUUGCUGCACGUGCAGCAUCUGGUGACAAAUCAGCAUCAAAAGGGCAGCGCACCAUUUCCCUGCACAUAUUGCAGCUGUUUUUAUGUACUGCUGAGGUGAUGUGCCCUUACAUUGAGAGUGUAGUUAUGCAGUAUGAUAUUCAAUCAUAUCUGACUGUCCGAUUAAUAAAUUUCCUAGCAUUUAGUGUCACUUCUAGAGCUGUAAGUCCUCUCGUCUAUGGGUUCAGAGAUGAGAAAUUCUAUGCAGCAAUGGCUUAUUAUGUCAGAUACAAAAACAAUGUUAUCUCAUCUGACAAUGAUAAACAAACAUAAUUAUCUAUUUUAAGUGUUUCUGGGAUUUUUUAAAAUCUUGUCUAAAUUCCUUUUCUGUAUCAAAACUCCAGUUUUGGUUGACCACCUGCCUAGUUGAUAUAUUCUAAUAAUGAAGCUUGAGAGUUUUAAAUUGUCUGGCCAACUGCAAGAUUUAUCUUGGGAAGAGACCUCUCACAACAUGACUGCUUGUAGAUACAAAUUUGCAAAAAGAUCCACUUUUGUAAUGAACAAUUUAUAUGCAAUUGCAGACUAUUUGAGAUCAGUAUACACGUUUAAUGAGAUUGUUCAUAAAUUAUUGUUCAUUCUGGCAUCUAAUAAAUAUUUCUGUUUCUAAUA
Messenger RNA from Pimephales promelas (fathead minnow), 1540 nucleotides. RefSeq names its product odorant receptor, family 94, subfamily A, member 1 (gene or94a1). Lineage: Eukaryota; Metazoa; Chordata; Actinopteri; Cypriniformes; Leuciscidae. Gene Ontology annotation, molecular function: G protein-coupled receptor activity; olfactory receptor activity; odorant binding. Gene Ontology annotation, cellular component: membrane. The record is from RefSeq and is a predicted model, not a curated record. Gene Ontology annotation, biological process: G protein-coupled receptor signaling pathway; detection of chemical stimulus involved in sensory perception of smell.